UCCACUGAGCCCCCGCCGCCGGCCAGCCACAUGCAUCUCGCCGCCGCCGACCACCCCCACCGCGGCGGCGGCGGCGGCCGCCCCGGCCCCGGCCUCGCCCUCGCCCUCGGGAACCUCGCGGCCGCCGCGCUCCGCAGGGAGCACAGGCGCCGCGCGCUCGCCGGGGGUGCCGUCCUCGCCUCGGCGCUGCUCCUGGUGGCCACGCCGCGGCUCCGCCACUCCCCCGCGCUCCACCUCUUCGCCGACAUGCGCAACCUCCUCGGCGUGCCCAACACGCUCAACGUGUUCAGCGCGUAUCCGCUCCUCCUGGCCGGGGUCCCCGGGCUCGUCCUCUGCCUCUGUGGCAGUGGAUGCUUCGGCAUCAGCUUGAGAUGGGAGGCCUUGGGAUGGUUCCUCUUCUAUGCUGGGAAUGUGGCAGCAGCAUUUGGCUCGGCUUACUAUCACCUCAAACCAGAUGAUGACCGCUUAAUUUGGGACAGGUUGCCGAUGAUGCUAUCAGCUUCUUCGCUGCUGUCUAUAUUGGUAAUUGAAAGAGUUGAUGAGAGGGCUGGGCUAUCUUGUUUGCUGUCACUCUUAUCUCUCAUACUGGUGAGCAGUGCAUGUGAAAGGGUUCUUGAUGAUAUGCGCUUAUGGGUGGUUUUAAAUUUUGUUCCUUGCGUUGCAAUUCCUGCAAUGCUAUUCUUGUUUCCUCCAAAAUAUACACAUUCGAGAUUUUGGUUUCUUGCCACAGGUUUUUACCUUCUUGCAAGAUUUGAGGGCCUUGCUGACAGAAAGGUUUACAGUGUGAACCGGUACUUCAUCAGCGGGCAUUCCUUGGAGCACCUUUGCUUUGCGGUGGUUUCCUUGAUUCUAAAUGUGAUGCUGUCCUUCAGAAAUGUUAAGAUCGUCAGAGACUCGUGACAUCCUCUGCUGCUCAGGAAUCACCUGAAAAUUCUGGAUGUUCACAAGACGACCACCAGAUGCACCUGACAAACCUUCUUCAUAGUAGCAGCUAACCGAUCUACCUUAUGUCCUUAUCCAUGGUUUUCUCUUCUUGGAAUCCUGCGGUGCCUGACUGCCUGGACCCCUAUCUUCUUCGCCCUGAUGUGUUCAUCCCUCUUCUGUAUGUUCAUGGUGUGUUUUGUGAGCAACCCAGAACUGUUUGUGUUAAUUAACUUUUGAGCAAAAAAGAAUCUGGGCGAGGAGAUUGCAGUGCUAAUUUUUGCCAUGAAAUAAGUGAAA
Messenger RNA from Oryza brachyantha (malo sina), 1221 nucleotides. RefSeq lists its product as uncharacterized. The transcript is spliced from 6 exons. The record is from RefSeq and is a predicted model, not a curated record. Lineage: Eukaryota; Viridiplantae; Streptophyta; Magnoliopsida; Poales; Poaceae. Bases 31 to 900 code for a protein of 289 amino acids.